AUGCAUGUUUUGCAUAACAAGAGUAUCACUGCUACCUUUCAUGAAUUCAUCCUGCUGGGUUUCCUGUGUAGCCAAGAAAUAGAGAUUCUCCUUUUUGUUUUAUUCUCCAUCAUCUACAUCUUGACCUUGUUGGGCAACAGUGCUAUUAUCUGUGCUGUGUGGUGGGACCAGCAACUCCACACUCCCAUGUAUAUUUUAUUGGCCAACUUCUCAUUCCUGGAGAUCUGCUACAUCAAUUCCAAUGUGCCCAGCAUGCUGUUCAACUUCCUAUCCAAGACCAAGACCAUCUCCUUUCAUGGCUGUAUCCUACAGUUCUACAUCUUCCUCUCUCUUUGUGCCACAGAACUCUUCUUCCUGGCCCUCACAUUUGACAGAUAUGUUGCCAUCUGCCGUCCACUGCACUACCCAACCAUAAUGACCAGGAAAGUCUGUGGAACCCUUGUGUCUGCUUCCUGGGUGGGUGGAUUCUUAUGGUUAGUCACACCUGCUGCUCUUAUCUUGCAAGUUCCAUUCUGUGGCUCAAAUGUCAUUGAUCACUACCUCUGUGAUCUUGGGGCAAUGCUGGCCAUAUCAUGUGUCCCUGUCCCCAAGACAGCUCUGACUUGUAGCACUUUCAGUGCUGUGAUAACAUUCAUCACUUUGUUCUACAUUCUUGUGUCCUACAGUCUGGUACUUCGAGCUGUGGUUCAGGUUCCCAAAGGUUUAAGUAGGAGAAAAGCCUUCUCCACUUGUACCUCCCACCUGAUAGUUGUGUUCCUAUUUUAUGGCUCAGUCACAGUGAUGUAUGUAAGCCCAGGGGUGGCCAGUCAGCCUGGGCUGCAGAAGUUCUUGACCAUGUUGUACUCAAUUGCAACUUCACUUUUAAAUCCUCUGAUCUACAGCCUCAGGAAUAAGGAGAUGAAGGUUGCUCUGAAGAAAAUUAUGUGUAAACUUUAG
Molecule: messenger RNA, 936 nt
Organism: Budorcas taxicolor (takin)
Lineage: Eukaryota; Metazoa; Chordata; Mammalia; Artiodactyla; Bovidae
Product: olfactory receptor 11G2-like
Biological process (GO): G protein-coupled receptor signaling pathway
Cellular component (GO): membrane
Molecular function (GO): olfactory receptor activity; G protein-coupled receptor activity
Source: RefSeq, a predicted model, not a curated record